GAAGGAUGGACCGAAGGGGUCAUCAACUUUCCUCCAACGUGUAAGUACAAGGUUAACUCAGAAAAGUACAUAAGUAAUGAUAACAAAUCUAGAAGGAGAACACCUGCAUGGUAUAUAUUUGUUCUAAACUUACACUAAUGUCUUAACAGUGCAUACACGAGUCAAGUCUUCUUGCAAAUAUAACAAAAGUAUUUAGUAAUCACAGUAUUAGAAUUUAAACGGUCAUUGGUUCCCUGCUGUUCAGCUUCACUACUUUAUUAAUUGAAAAACAUUCUAUUAGAUCCAACUGAAAUAAAACGACAGGCGGUUAAAAGUGUUAAUUCUCAAAUUCGGUGUGUUGCUUCCUUACUCAUACUUAUAUUAUGGUGUGUAACUCUGUACAAGAUUAAAUGGUUGAAAUGCCCCCACCGGUGCAUCUUUUGGUUUCGGUGGUAAACUUGUUUCUUUCCAUCCGGUGGCACCCACCCAAGGUGCGCAAACAUCUACAUCUGAGGUACAUGUGCACAAUUUGGUGAUUGAGCAAAGUCUGGUGAGCCGAUCAACUGAAUUUGAAGCUGCUAUUCAGAAUGGCGACAAAAGUUCGCUAUGUGCUCUGUGUGAAAAAAUACCAAGAAUCUUUAUCUGACGAGGAGAGAGAAACCUGGGGCUUCUUAAGGGUUAUGUUUGAGGACGAUGAUUUUGCAAGGACAAAAUUGCUUGCUCAUCUUGGCUUCGAACCACCUCAGGCACCGCCUGCAAGUUCAACUGAUGAAUUGAGCCAAAUAUUGGCAGAUACACUUAAUAUUGAUCAUGCUGCAGUAACCGAUAAUGCGGAUGCCCAGUUUCUUAUUGAUAAUGGGGAUGAUUUUUUCAACAAUCCUCAACCUUCAGAGGCUAGCUUGGCUGAAGAAUCAGUUUCUACAAAUGGUCAACAGAUAGAACAGGAAGUUUCUGGAGAUGCUGUGCCAUCAGAUCCAUCAAUUGACAAAAGCAUUCAACAUGCGUUGGUGGUUGGAGACUACAAAGGGGCAGUUAACCAGUGUCUUGCUUCUAAUCAUAUGGCUGAUGCUUUGGUUAUAGCCCAUGCAGGUGGUUCUGCUCUCUGGGAAAGCACAAGAAAUCAUUAUCUCAAGAACAGUAUCUCACCCUACUUAAAGGUUGUCUCUGCUAUGGUGGGUAAUGAUUUAAUGAGUUUUGUGAGUACCUGGCCACUAAGUUCAUGGAAAGAAACUCACGCCCACCUAUGGACCUACCCCCUCGCCUCCCAGCAUGGCCGCCGGCUUGGUGUCGCCCCCGACCAAGGUUAUUAAGGCGUUAAGGCGAGACAUGGCGACCCACCCCCUUCCAAACGCCUAGGCGAGUUAGGCGUGCGGCGAGGCGACGUCAUACGAGCAUGGGCACUCGAGUCAAAGAGGUGGUACCUGUCGGCUUGUCACUGUGAUGAGGUAGCAGAGAAGUAGGAUGCCAUAACAUUUGGUGUUCUGAAGAAGCGACAAAAGGACUUGCUGAGCGGUUUGAGUAUUUGUAAUGUGCCUAAACUUAAAUCAGAGACAAGGCUGCUGUUAUGAGGGAUAAGUGAGCCAUUCAUAUUUUAGUGAUGUGGCAUGGUAUUCUUUGCAGAAAUCUCAUCUUUGUGUAUAGAUUAUGAAACAUUUUCUUAUAACAAUGUAACACACAUUUUGUAUAUAAGUUAUCAUUGUAUUAUAUGUUCCCGUUGCAACGCACGGGCACUCACCUA
Molecule: messenger RNA, 1717 nt
Organism: Zea mays
Lineage: Eukaryota; Viridiplantae; Streptophyta; Magnoliopsida; Poales; Poaceae
Product: protein transport protein SEC31 homolog B
Exons: 4
Coding region: 567-1289 (240 amino acids)
Biological process (GO): endoplasmic reticulum organization; endoplasmic reticulum to Golgi vesicle-mediated transport; COPII-coated vesicle cargo loading
Cellular component (GO): endoplasmic reticulum exit site; COPII vesicle coat
Molecular function (GO): structural molecule activity
Source: RefSeq, a predicted model, not a curated record